Schistosoma spindalis is the source of this 712-nucleotide messenger RNA. NCBI's taxonomy places the organism in Eukaryota, Metazoa, Platyhelminthes, Trematoda, Strigeidida, Schistosomatidae. The record is from the annotation of a GenBank genome assembly.
GUAUUUUCUGAAUACCUCAACAAUAUAUUUGUUGCUUUCAGUAAUGAUGGCCUUCAUUCCAUGCAUCUUUAUCGAUCACGGGUUCAUGUAUUUGGUUUCCAGCCACAUUUAAUAUGAUAUAACCGCUCAUCUUUCUAAACCGAGAUAACAUGUCAUAACGAUUGAACCUAAAAACCAGUAGUUGGAUGUCGAAUCUUCUAAUCACUAAAUGCUUGAUGCUUAUUUAUUUUUCAUAUUUUCAAACUAGAGAAAUAUACUACACACGUGAUAGUUAUAUUUGUGUUGUUAGACUUGUUUAUGGUUACACUCUCUAUUUCAGUAAUAAUCCACAGAUGGUCGAUGCAAAUAAACGAAACUACUCUAAUCUACAUUCUACAAAAAUUCCUACUUUCAUCCAUUUGUCACUUUCAUCUCAGAAAACAUCUAGAAAGUGGAAGUCUGGUAGUGUUCAAAAGAAGCAUAUUUCUCAGCAUGUAUAUGGUAACAGGUUAUCUGCUCUUUCAACCACAAAGCGCUCUGGCAAUAUUUCUCAUAAUGGGAAAUUAAGAAUACCGUUUGAAGAUUUUACUAACACUACUGACCCUACCACUGGAAUACGAAAACCCGAGCCAAUUAAAUUUUGACUUUGUAUUUAUCUUAGUUUGAUUGCGAACUUCUCGCUUUUGUUCUUCAAGCUAUGUAGUUAUCUAAUAAAUAAUUUAUCAGGGUGUUU